Molecule: messenger RNA, 1668 nt
Organism: Harmonia axyridis
Lineage: Eukaryota; Metazoa; Arthropoda; Insecta; Coleoptera; Coccinellidae
Product: facilitated trehalose transporter Tret1-like
Exons: 2
Coding region: 244-1599 (451 amino acids)
Biological process (GO): transmembrane transport
Cellular component (GO): membrane
Molecular function (GO): transmembrane transporter activity
Source: RefSeq, a predicted model, not a curated record
UGAUAGAUACAAGUAUUUUGGAUAACGGAAUUCGACUGAUGGUAUUCACUUUGUGUAGGCCCUUAAUCUUCAAAUCUCGGUUCUCUACAUUCUUUUCGAAGUUGCUUCAGUGCGCUUGAAGUGAACGAAGGGUUUCUAUAUAAAUCUUUUACCCAUGUGGUUUGUUUGUUUGUUUCAUAAUUGGAAGCAGUAUUUAGUUUUUAACGUGAAGUUAUUUGAGAGCUUAGUGUAAAUAGUGUGAUAAUGGCCUACUGGGAGAAAUUCGCAAAUUAUUUUGGACCAAAUUACACUUUAUUUAUUGUAGUUAUUGCUCAUUGCAACAUAUACCUGUCCUUCAUAUCCUACUCGUGGAUAUCGCCAGUGCUAUCCAAACUCAACGCGACCGAGGAUAAUCCCCUGGGGAACCCCAUAACGAAAGAAGAUGCCGAUUCGAUAGCUGCGUUAUUCUAUAUAGGAGCAGCAAUAGGCCCCAUCCUAGUUUUCGGAAUUGUCGACAAAAUAGGAAGAAGAAAUAUCCUGAUAGCAGUGUCCUAUAUACCGCCAAUAGUUUAUGGUGUUCUGAUGUUCGCCAAUACAAUCACCUUGUACCAGAUUUGUAGAUUUGUAUUGGGUUUGUCCACAGGAGUUAUAUUCAGUGUAGAGCCUGUAUUUGUCUCGGAAAUGGUAUCAAAAAAGGAAAGACCUUUUCUGAUGGCCAUAAUAACUGCUUUCAGCUUCUUUGGUAUCUUCUCAAGUGUAUCAAUUGGUCCUUUCAUACCUCUUGAUAUGUUCAAUGGAUACAUAGCUUUCGACUGCUUAGCUAUAGCAUUGUUGAUGACAUUCGGAUUUCCUGAAAGCCCCUACUUCCUAAUGAAGACUGAAGGUGAGCAAGCAGCCAGGGAAUUGUUGAGUACCCUCAGACCAGAGAGUGUUGAAGAAGAACUCAGCGAAAUAUCUAAAAUUAUCACCAGAGAGUCUAAAGGGUCUCGCUUCGGUAUUUUUGGUAGCUUGAAGAACUUCAAAGCUUUCAUCCUUUGUACUUUUCCCUUUUUAUUGCAGUCAUACUCUGGUAUGAUUCUUAUCUUGACUCAUUGCGACUUAAUCUUCAUGGAGACCACAAAGGCUAUACCAUCCAUGUGGUCUAUCAUCAUUGUCGUAUCAAUUACUUUGUUGACGUCGUUUAUAACACCUGUUUUGAUAACCAAAAAGGUUCCUGUGUUUACUCUUUUCGUGUAUUGUCUCUGUGGAGUUGCUACUUGUGAUUUAAUCAUGGCUUUGUACUUUUUGUUCGGCAGAAAUAUCGAGUUUUUGAGUUGGUUGCCUUUGGUUGUUUUGGUUUGUUUCGCUGUAAUUUAUAACUUUGGGUUAGAUCCCAUCCCAUGGAUGUUACUGGGGCAGUCCUACCCUUUAAAACUGCGUGCUUUUGGUACUGCCAUUUCAACCAGUAUUUUCCAACUUUCUCUUUUGUCGUCUUUAUAUUUCUACCAUUGGAUAGCAGUUGGUUAUUUGUUCUUGUUCUCCUCUAUAUUUUCACUGAUUGGAGUAAUAUAUUUCAAGUUUAUUUUUGUACCUGAUACUGAGAAGACUGAAGAAGAAACAGAAAUGAGAGUUGUAACCUGAGCUUAUGUGAUAACCUAUCUUGUAAAUUUUUAACAGUAAAUUUUUUUAUAAUAUAUUUGUAUUGUUUUU